UUUCACUGUACCCGAAAGGUCAAAAAAAAACAAAUCAAAUCUUCUUGAACAAUAGCUUCGAUACUUUUCUCUCUCUUUCUUCUCUGCAAGUACUGAAGAAAAAAUGGGGGUUGCAUCACCACCGUUACUUGUUCUGUUUCUGGGUUUUGUUUUGCUCAAUCUGUAUUACCCAUCUGCAAUAGCUCGGUUUGUGGUGGAGAAGAACAGCUUGACGGUUACAUCACCGGACAGCAUCAAAGGAACUCACGAUAGCGCCAUUGGCAACUUCGGGAUUCCUCAGUAUGGAGGUAGCAUGGCUGGGACAGUGUUGUACCCCAAGGACAACCGAAAAGGUUGUAAGGGUUUUGACGAAUUUGGGAUUUCCUUUAAGUCCAAGCCUGGUUCUUUGCCCACUUUUGUUUUGAUCGAUCGUGGAGAAUGCUUUUUCGCUUUGAAGGUUUGGAAUGCCCAAAAUGCUGGUGCUUCUGCUGUGCUUGUAGCAGAUGAUCUCGAGGAAGCCUUGAUAACCAUGGACACCCCUGAAGAGGAUCGUUCCUUAGCAAAAUAUAUCGAAAACAUCACAAUACCAUCUGCACUAAUCGAGAAAAGCUUUGGUGAAAAAUUGAAGAAAGCACUCAGUAUUGGGGAAAUGGUAAAUGUGAAUCUUGAUUGGAGAGAAGCUGUUCCGCACCCAGAUGAUCGUGUAGAGUAUGAGUUGUGGACCAACAGCAAUGAUGAGUGUGGGUUUAAAUGUGAUAUGUUGAUGGAAUUUGUGAAAGAUUUUAAGGGUGCAGCUCAGAUUCUUGAGAAAGGUGGCUAUACUCAAUUUACACCCCAUUAUAUAACUUGGUAUUGUCCUCAUGCCUUCACAAUAAGCAAACAGUGCAAGUCUCAAUGUAUCAAUCAUGGAAGAUAUUGUGCACCUGAUCCUGAGCAGGAUUUCAACACAGGUUACGAUGGGAAAGAUGUGGUUCUUGAAAACUUAAGACAGCUUUGCGUGUUUAGAGUCGCAAAUGAGACCAAAAAGCCUUGGGUCUGGUGGGACUAUGUGACUGAUUUUCAAAUUAGAUGUCCCAUGAAGGAGAAGAAAUAUAACGAGGAUUGUGCUGACAAUGUUAUCAGAUCUCUAGGGCUUGAUCUUAAAAAGAUCGAGAAGUGUAUGGGUGACCCAAAUGCUGAUUCUGACAAUCCUGUUCUGAAAGAAGAGCAAGAUGCUCAAGUUGGAAAGGGAUCACGAGGUGAUGUAACAAUAUUGCCUACCCUUGUUGUCAAUAAUCGACAAUACCGAGGGAAGUUGGAGAAAGGUGCUGUUUUGAAGGCCAUUUGUGCGGGUUUUCAGGAAACUACUGAGCCAGCUGUUUGUUUGAGUGGUGAUGUGGAGACAAAUGAGUGCUUGGAUAAUAAUGGUGGUUGCUGGCAAGAUAAAGCAGCCAACAUCACUGCUUGCAAGGAUACAUUUCGUGGGAGAGUUUGCGAAUGCCCCUUGGUUGAUGGUGUGCAGUUCAAGGGAGAUGGUUACAGCAACUGUCAAGCAAGCGGAAUCGGGCGUUGCAAGAUCAAUAAUGGAGGUUGUUGGCUUGAAACCCGAGAUGGACACACCUACUCUGCUUGUUUGGAUAUCGGGGACAGUAAAUGCGUGUGCCCUCCAGGCUUCAAAGGUGAUGGUGUCAAAAGUUGUGAAGAUGUUGACGAAUGCAAAGAGAAGAAAGCCUGCCAGUGCUCUGAAUGUAGCUGCAAGAACACCUGGGGUAGCUAUGAUUGCACUUGCAGUGGAGACCUCCUGUAUAUCAGGGACCAUGAUACUUGCAUAAGUAAGAGGGCAACCGAAGUGAGAUCUUCAUGGGCAGCUGUUUGGGUGAUUUUGAUAGGUUUGGCUGUAGCCGCUGGUGGAGCAUACACGGUGUACAAAUAUAGGCUGAGGUCGUACAUGGAUUCAGAGAUCAGAGCUAUAAUGGCGCAGUACAUGCCUUUGGACAGCCAAGGGGAGAUUCCAAAUCAUGUCAAUGAGGAUCAUGCAUAGAAAAUAAAGAUGUAUUAUCAUCAAAUUUCCUAGAAUUUUGAGAGAUGCUAGAGGUCCUACACGAAUCCACAUCGAGCCAACGUUUCGAGGGUAGAUCUAAAAUGUUUUUGUACAAUACAAUAACAAAGUGCCAAACCAGAAAUUGUAUGUUGCCAUCGUGUUUAUUUGGAAUGUAACAUGCUGAAUUGAAGUAGGGAUUGGAUUGAGGGGAGAUCAGAAUUCUGUUUACAUCUAGUGAAAAAUCGUCUACCCUUAAUUUAAGUUGAUACACCAUAAGCUUGUGUGCCUUUUUA
Camellia sinensis is the source of this 2292-nucleotide messenger RNA. RefSeq names its product vacuolar-sorting receptor 3. Lineage: Eukaryota; Viridiplantae; Streptophyta; Magnoliopsida; Ericales; Theaceae. The record is from RefSeq and is a predicted model, not a curated record. Gene Ontology annotation, molecular function: calcium ion binding.